This is a messenger RNA of Hydra vulgaris (swiftwater hydra), 767 nucleotides long. RefSeq names its product four and a half LIM domains protein 2. Gene Ontology annotation, molecular function: transcription coregulator activity. Gene Ontology annotation, cellular component: Z disc; nucleus. Lineage: Eukaryota; Metazoa; Cnidaria; Hydrozoa; Anthoathecata; Hydridae. The record is from RefSeq and is a predicted model, not a curated record.
AUUGUGAUUUAAUAGACAAUUGGGAUGGUUGCAUAGGCGAGGAAAAUCAAUAAAAAGGUGAAAUUUAGCAAAAACUAAUAUUUUUUAGCGAAGAUAGAGUACAAGUGUAGAGCUGAAGACUUUUAUUAAGAAUGCCAGACAAUUGUGAAGCAUGCCACAAUGCAAUUAGAGAUACUACAGUCACAUUUGAAAAAAAAUCUUUUCAUCCAGAAUGUUUUGUUUGCCAUCAGUGCAGAAAACAGUUAUCAGGCAAAUCUAUUUUUAAGCACGAAGGUCACAAUUACGACCAAGAUUGUUAUGCUCUUUUUCAUGCCAAGAAAUGCGCCGUUUGUUACCAUCCUUUAACCGACACUAAUGUCAAGUACGUAACGUAUGACGGAAAAUCUUUUCACCCAGAUUGCUUCCUAUGUGCUAAAUGCAAGAAAACAUUGCAAGGUAAGGCUAUUUACAAGCACGAGUCUGAUAACUACUGUAAAGAUUGCUACAGCACAACUCAUGCAAGAGUAUGUGGAAAAUGCCACCAAUCUUUGGUCGAGGCUAACGUCAAAUACGUCACAUAUGGUGACCAAGCCUUUCAUCCUCAUUGCUUCUUAUGCACAAAAUGCCAACAGUCUUUGCAAGGUCAAGAAUUUUAUAUUGUAGACGAUGAUAAAGUAUGCACAGAGUGCUAUUGAAACGCAAGAUACUCAAAGAGGUUUAUUUAUAAAACAUAUAGGAUUUUAAAAAUAAUAUAACUAUAAGAUAUAUAUCGCAAAGUAUAGCUAAUA